CAGAUCGUUACGCACCAUCCAUACGAUAUAGUCCUAGAGCUUAUAUCAUACCCGUGUAGGUACUACUAGGAUCUGCUCAUGAACAGCUGGGCGCUUCGCUCGUUUCAGGUGACCGCCAUUACCUCAUCCAGAUCUCCCGCUGCUCGUCUUCCCUGUAAGCUCGGUGGUUGCUAUCUCCAGCGCCUGUGGUCCUCAUCCUGUGCAUCCCGAACAGCAAUUAUGGCGUCGAUCGACCGUAAACAGCCCGCGCGGGACUUUUUGUCCUUUGUCAAUGCUUCUCCCACCCCCUUCCAUGCGGUUCAGUCUGCCAAGGAUCUUCUAGUCAGAGCUGGUUUCCAGGAGAUUAAGGAGAAAGACUCCUGGGCCUCUACAUGCCACCCUGGCGGGAAGUACUAUCUGACCCGUAAUGGCUCAACUCUCGUGGCUUUUGCUAUUGGUAAAAAAUGGAAGCCUGGCAAUUCUAUCGCCAUGAUUGGUGCCCACACGGACUCGCCAGUUCUGCGGAUUAAACCGGUGAGCAACAAGCGUGGAGAAGGCUUCAUCCAGGUGGGCGUUGAGACUUAUGGAGGAGGCAUCUGGCAUACCUGGUUUGAUCGUGAUCUUGGGGUUGCUGGAAGAGUAAUGGUCCGGACCAGUGAUGGUUCAAUUGUGCAGAAGCUGGUCAAGAUUGAUCGUCCAAUUCUCCGUAUCCCAACCCUGGCAAUCCAUCUUGAACGCCAGGAGACUUUCGCAUUCAACAAGGAGACCCAGCUCUUCCCCAUCGCUGGCCUCGUUGCUGCGGAACUUAACCGCACUGGCGGCACCAAAGACGCUACCAGCGCUGGAGAAAAUGACGCAGAGAAGAAGAGUUUCGCUCCGUUGAAGGCGAUGACGGAACGCCAUCAUCCCUACUUCAUCGAGCUCAUUGCCUCUGAAAUCGGCGUCUCGCCUGCCGAUCUGAUUGACUUUGAGAUGGUCCUCUUCGACACUCAGAAGUCUUGCCUUGGUGGCUUGCUGGAGGAAUUCAUCUUCUCCCCGAGGCUGGACAACCUUAACAGUUCCUUCUGUGCCACCGUCGGCCUCAUUGACUCGGUUGCUCACGAGUCUGCAUUAGAUGAGGAGCCGUCUAUCCGGCUAAUCUCGCUCUUCGAUCACGAAGAGAUUGGAAGCCGAUCGGCCCAGGGUGCCGACUCCAACGUCCUGCCUGCUAUUAUCCGUCGCCUGUCGGUGCUCCCAUCGUCUCACUUUGAGGAUUCCCAUUCCGAAUCGUCCUACGUCCGAGCCGGGGACACCGACUUUUCCACUGCCUACGAGCAGACGCUGUCUACCUCCUUUCUCGUUUCUGCCGACAUGGCACACGCAGUCAACCCCAACUUCGCGGCCAAGUACGAAUCGGACCAUAAGCCAGAAAUCAACAAGGGCCCUGUCAUCAAGAUCAACGCCAACGUGCGCUACGCAACCAACGCCCCUGGAAUCGCACUCCUGCACGAGGUGGCUCGCAAAUCAGCCGAAACCGAAGGCGAAGGAGUUCCGCUGCAGCUCUUUGUCGUCCGCAACGAUUCCAGCUGCGGGUCUACGAUUGGGCCGAUGCUGUCAGCUGCAUUGGGAACGAGGACCUUGGACCUGGGCAAUCCGCAACUGAGCAUGCACAGCAUCCGGGAGACAGGGGGUACAUAUGAUGUGGGACAUGCGAUUCGACUCUUUACGGGCUUCUUCAAGCAUUACUCGGCCUUGUCCAAGACUAUUUUUGUUGACUAGUUAUCAUUCAAUUCUGUACAGAGUACAGAGUAGUAGGUACCUAGUGUACGCUUAUGCACGGAAAACCAAGUCCCAUCUCACGUCACCUUUCCCAAUACGGUCUAGGCGUGCUCAGACUCUACGGAGCGCCCGGAAAGCCAAUUCCCCAACAUUGGCCUUCCCCACCCACUCAGGUAGAGAGGCAGAGUGCCAUUGCAGGUGAGCAGAGUAGGGGUACAUAGUAGUCAUUAAUUGAAGACGUAG
Molecule: messenger RNA, 1980 nt
Organism: Monascus purpureus
Lineage: Eukaryota; Fungi; Ascomycota; Eurotiomycetes; Eurotiales; Aspergillaceae
Source: the annotation of a GenBank genome assembly